AUGUCUACUGUUACUAAAACAAUUGUGGUCCUACCUGGUGACCAUGUCGGGACUGAAAUUACUGAAGAAGCUAUUAAAGUCUUAAACGCCAUUAGUGAAAGUCGCCCAAAUAUUAAAUUUGAAUUCCAACAUCAUUUAAUCGGUGGUGCUGCCAUUGAUGCUACUGGUGUUCCAUUACCCGACGAAGCAUUGGAAGCCUCUAAGAAAGCCGAUGCUGUCUUAUUAGGUGCUGUUGGUGGUCCAAAAUGGGGUACCGGUGCUGUUAGACCAGAACAAGGUUUAUUAAAGAUACGUAAAGAAUUAGGAUUAUACGCAAAUUUGAGACCGUGUAACUUUGCCUCAGAGUCUCUACUUGAUCUAUCGCCAUUAAAACCUGAAUAUGCCAGAGGUACUGACUUCUGCGUCGUUAGAGAAUUGGUUGGUGGUAUCUACUUCGGUAAGAGAAAAGAAGAUGAUGGUGAUGGUAUCGCUUGGGAUAGUGAACAAUACAGUGUUCCGGAAGUUCAAAGAAUCACUAGAAUGGCUGCAUUCAUGGCUUUACAACACAACCCACCUCUACCAAUCUGGUCUCUGGAUAAGGCCAAUGUCCUAGCUUCCUCUAGAUUAUGGAGAAAGACCGUUGAAGAAACCAUUAAGAAUGAAUUCCCAACUUUAAGCGUCCAACAUCAAUUGAUCGAUUCUGCAGCUAUGAUCUUAGUCCAAAAUCCAACUAAAUUGAACGGUCUAGUUAUCACCAGUAAUAUGUUUGGUGAUAUCAUCUCUGAUGAAGCCUCUGUCAUUCCAGGUUCUCUAGGUCUAUUGCCAUCUGCUUCUCUAGCCUCUUUACCAGACACAAACAAAGCAUUCGGUUUAUAUGAACCAUGUCACGGUUCUGCUCCAGAUUUACCAAAGGGUAAAGUGAACCCAAUUGCUACAAUCUUAUCUGCAGCCAUGAUGUUGAAACUUUCUCUAGAUAUGGUUGAAGAAGGUAUUGCUGUUGAGAAAGCAGUAAAGAAAGUUUUGGAUAGUGGUGUUAGGACUGCUGAUCUACGUGGUACAAACUCUACCACUGAAGUUGGUGAUGCCGUUGCCGCUGCCGUAAAAGAAUUUUUAUAG
Molecule: messenger RNA, 1095 nt
Organism: Maudiozyma saulgeensis
Lineage: Eukaryota; Fungi; Ascomycota; Saccharomycetes; Saccharomycetales; Saccharomycetaceae
Source: the annotation of a GenBank genome assembly